Molecule: messenger RNA, 2933 nt
Organism: Anoplopoma fimbria (sablefish)
Lineage: Eukaryota; Metazoa; Chordata; Actinopteri; Perciformes; Anoplopomatidae
Product: protein LYRIC-like
Exons: 14
Coding region: 338-2014 (558 amino acids)
Biological process (GO): negative regulation of apoptotic process; regulation of transcription by RNA polymerase II; positive regulation of canonical NF-kappaB signal transduction
Cellular component (GO): nucleus
Molecular function (GO): transcription coregulator activity
Source: RefSeq, a predicted model, not a curated record
CUCCAGUCAGGACGCAGCCAUAUGAGGUGAGCCUGGCCUGCUCGCGGUCACAUUGUGGUGGUCAGCUAACGGAGGCGUAUUAUCUUACGAUGAUAUCAGCUAGCUAGCUGGCUAGGUAGCUAACGUAGUUUGUCACCGCAGCCUUAAUCAGAUUUAGCCAGCUAGCCUGCUACCCAGUCAGGUCGAGGCUGCUGGCGGAGGAGGGGAUAACUACAUUUAUCGUCACCCAUCAUGUCGAAGUCGUUCCGUUAUUUCUAGCUAGCACUGCAGGCUAGCGCAGCUCAUAGUGGCAACCAAAGCGUGACUAAUCGGUCGGUUUAUUUGAAAAACAAUACAAAUGGAGCAGUGGCAGGACGCGGCCUCUCAGCAGUUCAAGCUGCUGACACAUCGUCUGAAUGAACUGCUGUCCACAGGGUUGGGGCUGCUGCGCUCCGAGCUCGGGGUGGAUCUGGGACUGAAGCCUGAGCUUAUCCCACCAUGGGUGAUCCUCUUAGCGGCGUGUACCGGGCUGGUGCUGAUGGUCGCUCUGUGGGCCUCAACCUGCCGGUCUCUCUUCAAGAAACGACCCGCCGAAAGCGCCCUGGACGACGGCAUUGAAGUGAAGCGGGCUGUCAGUAAACCUGUCAAAUCCGAAGAGCCGAAGAAGAAGAAGAAAAAGACAGAAAAGAAAGCCCAGCCGAAUGGGAGAGCUGUUGCUGAGCCACAGGAAGAAGCCAUAGCGUCGGAAGAGAUAGUGCCACAUCACCAGCCGCCGACAGCAGGAGUCAAGGCUGAAAAGGUUUCGGAGUUAAAGAAAUCCAAGAAGAAGGCCAAACAGGCUGUUAAGGAGCCAAAGAAAGUGACUGCAGAUGGCAAAGAACCGGAAGAAGGCACAUGGGAGACCAAGGUCAGCAACAAGGAGAAGCGUGAGCAACGCAAGAAGGAUAAGGGUUCCAGUGAUGGCUCAGCCAGUCCUGGAGGAGGGGACACGCGUGCGAGCGCUUCCCCAGAGCAGCCCAAGGCCUCUGCAGCCUCCACGUCUGCCAGCCAGAAGAAGAAAAAAGGAGAAUCUGCAAAGGUGAAGACAGAGAAGGUUGAGGCAGCUGUAUCUCAAGUUAACAGCAGUGAGGUGGUAGCGGUGGCUGCUGCUGUGAAGGACAUGGCUGUAAAGGUUCCUGCUCCUGCUCCGAAGACGGGCCCCUGGACAACCAGUAGGGAGCCAGCAUCACUGUGGAGAGCGGAGAUUGAUGAGUCGUGGACUGUGAUUGACAGGGCAGAGCAAAAUCUGGUGUCUUUAACUGGACUGGGUGUUGGUACUGCUGAGCCCCAGCCUGUGAGCAACCUGCCCUGGCUCAGUCAGCCCAGAGUGGACGACGAGUGGUCUGGACUCAAUGGUGGUUCAGUCGACCCGAGCUCUGACUGGAACGCCCCCUCUGAAGCCUGGGGCAACUAUGAAGAGCCCACUCCUGCGCCCCCUCCCGCUCUGGAGCAACCCUCCCCUGAGCCCGCUAAGGUUGAUCUGUUGAUUGGAGCUGCUGACGAUGAUGAAGAUGAGAAGGACAAGGGAGAGAAUGCCACUGAUGGAGCUGCUAAAACUAAAAAGAAGAAAAAGAAGAAGAAGAAGGCCGGUGAGGAGGGAGGAACAGCUGGCCAGGGCGAGGAGCCAGAGAAGGAGGCGGCCUCAUUGAAGAAGGAGGCGGCACCUGCAGCCUCAUUGAAGAAGGAGGCGGCACCUGCAGCCUCAUUGAAGAAGGAGGCGGCACCUGCAGCCUCAUUGAAGAAGCAGCCGCCCGUUCAGGAGAACGCUGCUGCCGUCCAGCCUGUCAAAGCAGCUGCUUUAGAGGCGAGAGUGGAGCAACCAGUAAAAGACAACAUAUCCCAGAAACCCCCUGUCACACAAGUGCCACAGAAGCCAACUGAUGGAGAGCCCACUGCUAAGCAGAACAACCUUUCCGCUCCAACACAACAAAAAAAACCUGAUGAGAGCCAAGCGCCCAAACCAGCGAAGAAGAAGAAGGCGAGAAGAGAGACAUGAGACUGAGUCCCCUCUGCAGACCUCUGUAUGCAAAGGACUUCAUAUCCUGUUUAUGCAACACCUUUUGUGACAAGAACUUUGAACUAAGGUCUUCAUGAUGGACUCAAACCUUAAAAACCAGUUGGGAAAAUGAAACAACUUUUGUACACGUCCAGUGUCAGCCGAUGGAUCGUUGAAAAUUGAACCUAGAUGCAGUGCAAUCUAAUGUAACGCGGUGUUAAUGAUUUUUAAGUAUAAAUUUGAUACUCUUGAUUCUGUCUUCUAAUUCCACUGAAUCAAAUAACUGAAAGAGCUGUAUUGUAGUAAUUAGAUGUAGAAAAUACUGAUCUUGUUUAGAAAUCUUGAUGUUGUGGCUAACGGCUGGAGUUUCCUGUGUAGAGAAUGAAAACGGUCAACAUGCUUCAGGUCCCUCAACGCUGGGCCAGGAUGUCGAGCUGGCCUUUGCUUUUGCAGUCUUUUAUUUUGUGAGCCAUAAUGGUACAGUGAGCGCUGUUGGUCCAAAAGAGCUGAGAGAUCAAAUGUUUAUUUCACAUGAACGGCUCAACACGACGUGAACAUUUUUGACUUGUAUGAUACCGAAAAGGGAAAUCAUGUCUGCUCUGUAUUUCUGCAUUUCUAUCUGUGACUACAACACUUCAAUUGACUCUGUCCAUCUGGUUUGUCCCUUGUCUGAUGUUGUACUGCAGUGUUUUGAGACAACCGUUCCCUUGCUGUUUUUACUAUCUGUGACUGCUUUGAGGCCAGAGCCGUGUGGGAGCCUCCGAUCGUAGAUGUACCGUUGCAGUGUCAUCAGCCUCUUCUUGAUUUUCCACCUGUGGUUGAUUCAAAAGUCUUCAGAACCUUUUGUAAAACCAGUUUGUAAUAAAAGAAAAGCUAAAGCCAUAUGUAAAAAGACUAAAUAAAGGCCAGUUUUUCUAUA